This is a messenger RNA of Orycteropus afer afer, 1027 nucleotides long. RefSeq names its product olfactory receptor 13H1-like. Gene Ontology annotation, cellular component: membrane. Gene Ontology annotation, molecular function: olfactory receptor activity; G protein-coupled receptor activity. The record is from RefSeq and is a predicted model, not a curated record. Gene Ontology annotation, biological process: G protein-coupled receptor signaling pathway. NCBI's taxonomy places the organism in Eukaryota, Metazoa, Chordata, Mammalia, Tubulidentata, Orycteropodidae.
UCUUUAUUCUCAUUCUUACAGGUAAAAUCAGGCAGCUGCAUUGGUGCCCACCCAACAAACAGUGACAAGUGGGAAGGAUGGCGAUGGACAAUGCCACAGGAGUGAUUGAGUUUCUCCUUAUUGGCAUCUCCAACUAUCCUGAAUGGAGAGUCACGUUUUUUAUAUUGAUGCUGAUAACUUACCUCAGCACCUUGGUUGGGAAUGGACUUAUCAUCUUUCUUAUCCACUUUGACCCCCACCUCCACACUCCAAUGUAUUUCUUCCUUAGUAAUUUGUCUUUCUUAGACCUUUGCUAUGGAACAGUUUCCAUGCCCCAGGCUUUGGUGCAUUGCUUUUCUACCCAUCCCUACCUCUCUUACCCAAGAUGUUUGACCCAAAUAAGUGUCUCUUUGGUCUUGGCCACAGAAGAGUGUCUCCUACUGGCUGUCAUGGCCUACGACCGUGUGGUUGCUAUCAGUAAUCCCCUGCGCUAUUCUGUGGUCAUGAAUGGUCCUGUGUGUGCCUGGCUGGCUGCUGCCUCAUGGGGGGCAUCACUAACGCUCACUGCCAUGCUCAUCUUAUUCUUACAGCUUCACUUCUGUGGGGCUAAUGUCCUCAACCAUUUUGUCUGUGAGAUUCUCUCCCUCCUGAAGCUGGCCUGUUCUGAUACCAGCCUCAAUGAGCUCAUGGUCCUCACCACUGGUAUCUUCACCCUGGUUUUACCCUUUGCAUUUGUUCUUCUCUCCUAUGUACAAAUUGCUGCAGCUGUCCUGAGGAUUCGCUCAGCCCAAGGCAGGUUCAAGGCCUUUUCCACCUGUGGGUCUCACUUGACUGUGGUGACAAUCUUCUAUGGGGCAGCCAUCUCCAUGUAUAUGAAACCUCAGUCCAAGUCCUCCCCAGACCAGGACAAGUUUAUCUCGGUGUUUUAUGGGGCUUUGACACCCAUGUUGAACCCCUUGAUAUACAGCCUAAGAAACAAGGAUGUUAAAGGGGCAAUGAAGAAAGUGAUGGCAAAAAGGGCAUAGGUCUCCUUUGCAUCUAAAAUUCU